CUUGACUACCAUCACUGCACGCAUUGUUAAAGUGAAAGGAAAGCGGACAGCUUGAUCCUGCCUGUGGGAUGCAGCGACGGAGUCCUUUGUAAAUGCUGGAUUCCAUAUGCAGUAAAAAGAAUACCGGCAGUGGGAGAGGGAGGACUGGGUUUUGCUGUGAGGUACAACAAAGCAGAAAGGCUGGCCAGGAGACACAGAUCCAACAGUGGUGGUUUUGGCCACAACAGAAAAAAGGGCGUCCACCCCUGCCGUACCAGGGAGAAGAGGGAGGCCGUCCACUUCUGCCACAUUAAAAGAAGCAGUGAGCUGCAUUUGUGGCGUGGGUGGGCAGGCGAGGGUUGAGCUGUGGUGACAACUUUGGGCUGCGUGCCGAAGUGUGCGAGGGAAGAGGAAAAGGAAGAGGAAGGAAAGGAUUAGAAGUAGGUGGAGGAGGAGGAAGAGGAGGAGAGGAGCAGUGGACCUGGGCCUGGAGCCCAAACACAAGCAGGAUGGCAGAGAAGAAAGUUAGCCUCCCUGCUAAGCUGAUUAAUGGGGGCGUGGCAGGCCUGGUUGGUGUGACAUGUGUAUUUCCUAUUGACCUGGCCAAGACCCGCCUUCAGAACCAGCAGGGCGUCCAGGUCUACAAAGGAAUGCUGGACUGUCUGGCAAAGACGGUACGCUCGGAAGGCUAUUUUGGAUGCUACAGAGGUGCAGCUGUGAACCUCACACUUGUUACACCAGAAAAAGCCAUCAAGCUGGCUGCCAAUGAUGUCUUCAGACAGAAGCUCUCAAAGGAUGGGAAUUUGCCCCUGUGGGGGGAGGUGCUGGCAGGAUGCGGAGCCGGGACCUGUCAGGUGGUAGUCACCACUCCUAUGGAAAUGCUUAAGAUCCAGCUGCAGGACGCAGGAAGGCUUGCCGCACAAAGGCCUGUGCCAACCGCAGCUCAGGCUGCUGCUCCCGGUCCAGCUCCAUCGUUGGUGGCCCCCCCACCACAAGCACAAGCCCGGCGGACCCCUCCACGACGGCCCUCGGCCACUGGCAUCACUGUGGAGCUACUGAAGACUCGUGGCCUGGCUGGCCUCUACAGGGGGGCAGGGGCCACCUUAAUGAGGGAUGUCCCCUUCUCAAUGAUCUACUUUCCACUUUUUGCCAACCUGAAUGCACUGGGCCGGGAGCGAGCAGGUGGCCAGGGUGAUGUGCAGGCUCAGGCCCCAUUCUGGCAAUCCUUUGUGGCGGGCUGCACCGCAGGUUCAGUGGCAGCAGUGGCUGUAACACCACUGGAUGUAAUAAAGACUCGUCUGCAGACCUUGCAGAAAGGUGAGGGGGAGGACACAUACAGAGGAAUUAUUGACUGCACAAGGCGCAUCAUGAGGCGGGAGGGCCCAUCAGCGUUCCUAAAAGGUGCAACAUGUCGUGCUUUAGUCAUUGCUCCUCUUUUUGGCAUUGCGCAGGGUGUCUAUUUUCUUGGGGUAGGGGAGAUGGUGCUGGGUUUGCUGGGAUAGCAGUGCUCGGCAUUGGUGGUGGCAGUUGUGUUACCCCUGUACAGAUAAUUUGCUGCUUCAAUCUGCAGUGAAAGCAUGACACAACUGAGUGAACGGUGAAUACAAAGAGAGGGGAACGGUGGCCACGACCUGCUAACCAAAGGAGGAGGAAUGGUCUGAGAUAUGAAGAGGCUCUAAUUACUAAUAUGUGGACCAAGUGGUUCACACUAAUCAAGUUUCUCUAGGCUUUUUACAUGCUGUCAGCAGGGUUCCAUAGGUUAAACAGGGUCCAGUGUAUAUGUGUGACUAAUUUGAGGAUAUGUAUCCCAAGUCGUCAGGUUUAUCCCAGUGUGCUUGCUGCAAUAUGUCUGGGGCUCUUCCUUUCACCUGGGAGAGAUUAUUCCAUCUGGUUGUUAAGAAAGAGCUGCUGGAUGUUGUUUGAGGCUGCUAACUAAAAUGCCUACCAAUCUGACCAUUUGCAUGGUCCUGAUGAAGAACUGUCCAUCAUCCAAUGUAAAUGACAAAUUCCCCUUUUAAAAUCUUUGUCAAAAGCUAAUAUUGUCUAAUCUGACCUCAGAGUCUGAACUGGGUAUUUGGCUUGACCUCCCAUGCCAGUCAUUUAGAAUUCAAGGUUUGAUGUGUUUUUCUCUGGAAAAAGGAGCUUGAUCGCCUUCGGCCUACCCCGUUAUGCAUUCCUCCUACUCCAUCUGUGAGGUUUGAGUUGUAACCUUGGAUUCCCUCAAUGGAUUGGGAGGUGCUGCUUGCUAGUGUCUCUAAGGUCAUUUGUUAAUCUGAUGGUAAUGCUUUAAUCCCUGUAUUAGCGUACAAUAUACCCUAACAUACAGCUCACUUCCUGCCUAAGGCCACAGGUUAGGCUGCUGGGCCACUGUCUCGUAGCCUUGUCUUCCUCUUCCACAUAGCUUGGAGGGAUUUAAAUAAAACCUGUUAGAGGCCUAGGGCUGUUUUUACUGCUUAAUUACACAAAAAAUGUUGCUUCAAAUGAUGUGCGCACAAUAACUUAAAAAAAAUGCAAUUAAAGCCUUAUCAUUGCUGAUAGUUUCUAAAGCAUCAAAACUGUAAGUCUUAAAGGAAUUCGUGGAAUCGGGGGUGUUGAAAUAUUGUUUUGGUACUAGAGUCCAAUCUGGCGAGGACAAUUAUACUUGUUAAACCCAUAGAGGGAGUAUGGCACCUUGUCUUGCCAACUGAUUGCCAUUACCUAUGUCCACUGGGUGGCACUAAAAGCUUUUUUUUUUUUUUUUUUACAUUUUUAUGCAAGACACAUUUUGAUGUGGCUAGUGUACCUAGGCUACUACAUUUUCCUCAUUGUAGA
This is a messenger RNA of Xiphias gladius (swordfish), 2790 nucleotides long. It is a transcript of the gene slc25a18, whose product is annotated as solute carrier family 25 member 18. The coding region runs from base 489 to 1481 and encodes 330 amino acids. The transcript has 11 exons. Gene Ontology annotation, molecular function: L-aspartate transmembrane transporter activity; L-glutamate transmembrane transporter activity. Gene Ontology annotation, biological process: aspartate transmembrane transport; malate-aspartate shuttle; L-glutamate transmembrane transport. The record is from RefSeq and is a predicted model, not a curated record. Lineage: Eukaryota; Metazoa; Chordata; Actinopteri; Istiophoriformes; Xiphiidae.